AUGAAGCUCUUUCUACUCUUCUUUCUCAUUCUGCAGCUCCACGCCCUUAAUCUUACCUUUUCUCUAUCUCCCGACGGUCUCUCCCUUCUCGCUUUAAAGUCUGCCGUUGAUCAAACGUUGCAUGCCUCCGCCUUUUCCAACUGGAACGAACAGGACACUGACCCAUGCAACUGGUCCGGAAUUUCCUGUAUCAACGUUACCGGAUUCUCCGAUCCUCGUGUCGUCGGAAUCUCCCUCUCCGGACUGAAUCUCCAAGGAUACAUUCCGUCUGAGCUCGGUACCCUCGUCUUUCUUCGACGUCUCAACCUCCACGGCAACAGGUUUUACGGUUCUAUACCCCUUCAACUCUUCAAUUCUACGUCCCUCCGCAGCAUGUUUCUUUACGGUAAUAACCUGUCUGGUCCGCUUCCCCCUUCGACUUGCAAUCUUCCUCGGCUUCAGAACCUCGAUCUUUCUCAAAAUUCGCUUUCAGGAUCCAUUCCCAGAGACCAGAGUAAAUGCCGUCAGUUGCAGCGGCUUGUUCUGGCCAGGAACAAGUUUUGUGGAGAGAUUCUGGAUGGAAUUUGGCCCAAGCUGGAGAACUUGGUUAAGCUCGAUCUGUCAUCGAACGAAUUCAAUGGAACUAUCCCGGCGGAUCUUGGCAAUUUGAAAUCGCUCUACAGAACUCUAAACCUGUCCUUCAAUCAUUUCUCCGGCGAAAUCCCGGCAUCACUUGCGAGAUUGCCGGUGACGAUGAGCUUCGAUCUGAAGCAUAACAACCUCACCGGAGAAAUCCCUCAGAUUGGAACUUUUGCAAAUCAAGGCCCGACCGCAUUCCUCGACAACCCUCCUUUGUGUGGAUUUCCUCUCCGGAAACCAUGCAGCGUGAAUCCCCAAAAGAACAACUUAGUGAAUCAGAAUCGGACUUGA
Messenger RNA from Nelumbo nucifera (sacred lotus), 909 nucleotides. The record is from RefSeq and is a predicted model, not a curated record. Lineage: Eukaryota; Viridiplantae; Streptophyta; Magnoliopsida; Proteales; Nelumbonaceae.